Messenger RNA from Rotaria sp. Silwood2, 1029 nucleotides. The record is from the annotation of a GenBank genome assembly. Lineage: Eukaryota; Metazoa; Rotifera; Eurotatoria; Philodinida; Philodinidae.
AUGCCGAAACGCAAAACAGGACAACGUAAAAAAGCUGAAAAACAAAAAGAACGACAGAAAUUAUUACAAUCAGCUUUUUAUCAUAAACAAUUAGUUGAAUGGCCUUGUAAUUUUCUUAUGGAUUGUGAUAAAUGCAAAAAACAACAGAAAAAUCGUGCAUUCUGUUAUUUUUGUCAAGCAUUACAAGCAUUGCCUGUAUGUGCACAAUGUGGAAAACAAAAAUGUCUAUCGAAAACAGGUGAUUGUCUUGUUAAACAUGGAAAUGUGCAUGCUACAGGUCUUCAAUUAGUGGGAGGUAUUUGUGAUUAUUGUGAAGCAUGGAUAUGUCAUUCAAAAAAAUGUUUAACAACACAUCCAUGUCAAUGUCCAUUACAAAAUGGUGAUUGUAUUGAAUGUAAUCGAAGUGUUUGGGAACAAGGUGGACGAGUUUUUCAAUGUUCAUUUUGUGAUCAAUUUCUUUGUGAAGAUGAUCAAUUUGAACAUCAAGCAUCAUGUCAAGUAUUAGAAUCAGAAAAUUAUAAAUGUGCAUCUUGUAGUAGACAUGGUCAAUGGUCAUGUUUAAGAUGUAAAGUAUGUUAUUGUGACGAUCAUAUUAAGCGACGUGGUUUUAAAUAUGCUCAAGGUGAAGCAUUUCCAUGUCCUAAAUGUAAUUUUCCAACAAAAGAAACGAAAGAUUUAUCAAUGUCAACUCGUGCUUAUGGUUAUGGUAGAAAACUUCAAAAUGAUUAUGAAGAUGAUGAAGGUGAUGAUGGUGAUGAUGGUUUAGGUCUGAAUAGUGGUUGUGAUUAUUUUACACGUGGUGAAGGUAGUCGAAAUUUUACGUUUGGUGGAAAAACUAUUGAAGAUCGAGCACCAAGAGAUGAAGAGGAAGAGGAAGACGAUGAAAGUGAUGAAGAUGAAGAUGAAGACGAAGAAGAAGAAGAAGACGAGGAAGAGAACGAAGAAGAAGGAGAAGAAGACGACGACGACGAAGAAGAUGAUGAUAAUGAUGAAGAAAAUAUUGAAAAACCUUCCAAUCAAGGAAGUUAG